UGUAACAGUAAAGAACCUGACUGCUAAACGCUGGGUACGAUGUUUUUUGCAGUGUGCGGAGUGGCACCGCUCCGCCGGCCAAGCUGAAGAUCUAAAGGCGCCCUCCCCUUUUCUCCUUUUAUUUUUUGACACACGCCAUAGAUCUGUGCUAAUAGCCUAUCGCAGUUUGAGGUACACACUCAACAGUCACACAUACUCAUAUACACGCGCGCGCGCGCGCACACACACACACACACACACACACACAGAGUCGCUGAACCAAAAAUAAGCACACUCCUCAACUCGACCGGUGGGGGGGGGCAUACCAGAUGAGAUUUGUUUCCAAACGCGCACCGAUGGCGGUGUGAGGCGUUUGGCUGAGAAGUACGCACGGCGCGGUGGGAUUGUGGAGCUUUUUUUUUUUCUUUUGUUCAUCUUCUCUCUGUCUGGAUCCUGGUCGAGGGGAAAUAAACAAAGCCAUGGAUUACUCAAUCUGCCUACUUUUACUCCUGUCAACCGUUUCGUCUGUGUCCACCGGACAAUUCCCAUCAGCGCAGAUGGUAAAGGAAUGGGUGGACCAGAUGCAAAAAGAGUUGGUCACAUUAACAGAUACGGCCAGUGGCCUGCAGGACCUCAUACAGAUAUAUAAAACACACAAAGCUCACUUCAGCGUGGAGUUCAACAAUGCAACGGCACUGGUGGGGGCGGCUGCGGGGAACAUAGAGAAACUUCUGGCUAACCGCUCCCAAGCCCUAAAGAGGCUGGCAACAGAGGCAGAGCGGUUUCAGAUGGAGCACUCGUGGAGGGACGACAGUGAGGCCGACAAAAUAGUUUACUACAAUGCCAAAGAUGAUCUUAAUCAGACGGAGAAGAAGAACCGAUAUGUUCCAGAUGACUUCCACGUAGACCCCGACUUCAAACGACUUGUCUCGUACAACACCACCGCUGUCCACAUCCCUACGGAUAUAUAUGAAGGAUCUACCAUAAUUUUGAACGAGCUAAAUUGGACAGAAGCCUUGGAGGAUGUUUUCCGGAAAAACAAAGAGGAAGAUCCCUCACUCCUCUGGCAGGUGUUUGGUUCUGCCACCGGACUGGCACGAUACUACCCAGCAUCCCCUUGGAUGGACUUGAGCAAUUCAGCCAAUAAGAUUGACCUCUACGAUGUGCGCAGGCGCCCGUGGUACAUUCAAGGGGCAGCGUCACCCAAGGACAUGCUGAUCCUGGUGGAUGCGAGUGGCAGCGUUUCAGGUCUCACCCUCAAACUCAUCCGAACAUCCGUUAACAAGAUGCUUGAGACCCUAUCUGACGAUGACUACGUGAACGUCGUCUCCUUCAAUGAAAAGGCCACACAUGCAGCCUGCUUUAAGAACCUGGUGCAGGCCAACGUCCGCAACAAGAAGAUUCUGAAAGAAGCCGUAGAGAACAUCCUUGCUAAGGGUAUCACCAACUACAAAGGCGGCUUCGAGCUGGCCUUCGAGCAGCUCGCACAGAUGAAUGUGUCAAGGGCUAACUGUAACAAGAUUAUCAUGCUCUUCACUGACGGAGGAGAGGAAAGGGCAGAGGAGAUCUUUGAAAAAUAUAACCCAAAGCAAGCGGUGCGCAUCUUCACAUUUUCAGUAGGUCAACACAACUACGACAAGGAACCAAUACAGUGGAUGGCCUGUGCUAAUAAGGGCUAUUACUAUGAGAUCCCAUCUAUAGGUGCCAUUAGACUCAACACUCAGGAGUACCUGGAUGUUUUGGGCAGGCCUAUGGUUAAGGCUGACAAAAAGGCCAAGCAGGUUCAGUGGACCAACGUCUAUUUGGAUGCACUGGAGCUUGGCCUGGUGAUCACUGGAACUCUGCCCGUCUUCAACAAGACCAACACAGGCUCAAAGAAAUCGCAAAACCAGCUCAUCUUGGGGGUUAUGGCUAUUGAUGUUUCCCUGGAAGAUAUCAAGAGACUCACACCUCGGUUUACUUUUGGACCAAAUGGUUACUACUUUGCCAUUGACCCCAACGGUUAUGUGCUGCUUCACCCUAACCUCCAGCCUCUGACUGCCAAGUUUCAUGAACCUGUAACGCUGGACUUCCUGGAUGCAGAGAUAGAGAAUGAGAUCAAAGUGGAGAUGCGAAAAAAAAUGAUCGACGCAGGAAAAGGAAAUUACACAAUAAAUACACUGGUGAAAUCCCAAGAUGAGCGCUACAUUGACCAAGGUCAGAGGGUGUACACGUAUGCACCAGUAAAGGGGACAGAUUACAGCCUGGCCCUGGUCCUUCCUCAGUACAGUAUGCACUACAUCCGGGCCACAAUCGGUGACACAAUCACCCAGGCAAAAUUUUCUGAAAGCCUGCUCGCAGACAAGUUUGAUGAAUAUGGCUAUACAUUUAUCGCACCGAGGGUGUACUGUAAGGACUUGAAGCCACCUGACAAGAAUAAGAACAACACUGAGUUCCUCAUGGAGUUCAACAAUUACAUUGACACAAAGACUCCAAACAACCCCAUGUGUAAUGUGGAGCUGGUGAACCGGUUGCUCCUAGAUGCUGGCAUCACCUCGGAUCUAAUUAAGCUUUGGAAACAAAACGAGUUGCAGUUUGGUGUCAUGGCUAGAUUUGUUGCCACUGAUGGGGGAAUCACACGGGUCUACCCCAAGAGUGCUGGACUGUACUGGAAAGAAGAAGCAGAGACGUAUGAGUCAAGUUUCUAUAAGAGAAGUUUAGACAAUGAUCUGUACAUCUUCACCCCAACACCCUACCCCAAAAAAGAGAACACAAGUGAUGACUCAGUCCUAGUGAGCAGAGCAGUAAACCUCAAUAUUGAUGGUAUCAUACUUAAACCAGCUGUGGUCGGCGUGUUGUUGGACAAAAGUGACUGGAUGGCGAGAUUCAUCAACACCACACAGAGGGUGAAUUGCAAUGAUGAAAUCUGUGGCUGUCAGAGAGAAGAUGAGUACGUAGACUGUGUCAUUCUGGAUGACGGGGGCUUCCUAAUGAUGUCCAAUCGAGAUAAAUAUAACGAUCAGAUCGGACGCUUCUUUGGUCUUAUCGACCCUGCCCUCAUGAGAAGCCUGAACGACUCCCUGUUCACCUUUAAGCAGACCUUCGACUACCAGUCGCUCUGCGACCCCAAGAGAGAGAGCAAGGCGGCUGCAGGCCUGCGAUCCGUCUAUGUGCCCACAAUAGCAGAUAUUUUGAAUUUAGGAUGGUGGGCGACAGCUGCAGCCUGGUCAAUACUGCAACAGAUACUGGUCAGCAUCACAUUCCCCAAUUUCCUGGAUGCAGCUGAAAUGGAUGAUGAAGUGUCAGAUGCCAUGUCUAAAGAGGUCUGCAUCACCAAGCAAACUCAAUAUUACUUUAUGAACAGCAACGUGUCUUUCAGAGGCACAGUCGACUGCGAAAACUGCUCCAGGCUCUACCACGCUGAAAAGCUGCCUAAGACAAACCUGGUCUUUAUCAUUGCUGAUGCAAGAGACACCUGCUCGUACUGUGACGCCACUCCGAUGAAACAGGAAGAAGAGCCGUCUGAAGGUCCUGACCCCUGUGAACUGGCUGACAGUCCUCGGUACAGGAAAGGACCUGCAGUCUGCUUUGAUAACAAUGAACAUGAGGAGGACCCUGACUGUGGUGGGGCAUCCGGCCUGACUCCCUCGCUUUGGCUAAUGGUGGGUCUUCAGCUGGUGCUGCUCUGGGUUCUGACUGGCUCCAGAAACCACGCCGUCCCAUCAUGACCCCUGAACCAACCUGAUCACACCCUCUAUUGCCCUCCCUCUGUAUCUCCAACAUGGCAACCAGCAUGCAACGCUGCCACCGAAAUGAUGAACGCCAGAUGAGAAGCGCUUAUAACGAAUAAGCAAAAAAUCCGUGAGCAACACAUUCUGCCAGUUUCUUUUUUUGAUACCUUCAUUUUCAGGGGUUUCUCAAAGUGAUUUCGCCAGGUGCAAGGGUACAAGUGACGAAAGAAACGUGUAUCAGAAGAUAUCUGAACAAUAAGAAAGACCUCGACCUACAGUUAUCCUUCAUCCCUUCAAAGGUCCCCGCCGGCUGAGAUUAGAAGAAUACAGAGAUUAAUUUUGAUUGGCGACUUCUGAACUUUCUCUGGCUUGAUGUCGCUGAUGAGGGAGCUUGGACUGCCUUAUAGUAUCAGAGGGAUUGAAAUCACAAUGGGAGGGACUUGCUGUUUGUUGAACAUGUUGAGCAGUUAUACUCACCACUGCCAGAAACAGUGCUGCCCUUUGCAAGCGUACAAUUUAUUUUGAAUCGAUUUGCAGUGGCUAGUUAUUAGGUAUUUAUUGUUUUGUGGUUGAGAAUUUGGCAAAGAUUGCAGUAAGAGAUGCCAAAUUGUAACAUCACAUGCUUUUGUCCUUCAUUUGCCUCAGUUGGGUUGCGUAUAAUAUAAUGUCGUCUCGGUCAGAUUUUUAAAUAGCACUACCCAGAACAUUUUCACAAUGUCUUUUAAGGACAUUGCCUUCGCUUUCGCCUGGUGUUCUUUCAUAUAUAUACUGUAUUUGCAGUGUGGAAAUCAUAUUCAUUGUUAUGUUAAUGCACAGAAACCAACCCAUCAGCUGCCACAGAGCGCCCGCUUCUGAGUGUAUGGAUUUUAACUUUGUAGCUGAAACAUCAGGAGUGGUAAAUGUAUCUGGAUUUCCCGCCUUGUUGUUGGAUUGCUCCAGUGCAAACUUUGUUGCCAUAGCACGCAUUAACCAAUCAGGACGAGCCUGGCUGGUGUCCUGUGUGUGCUCAGUGGACAAAAUCUCUAGUGCCAUGUGGACUGUGUGAUUCAGAUGAACCCUUUAGCUUUGUAGACUGUGGCUACUGAAUGGAGAGAAGCGUAGUAAUUAUUUAUUUUAUUAUUUAUUGGUUAUUUGAAUGAAGAAUCAGGACAGCAUGCUACUGUUUGUUUUAUUGCCACUACUAAAGAAAAUGAAUGAGGGGGACGUGAGAGUUUGUACUUAACAUUUUGUUCAAAGAAGGAAAGAAGUGCGUUUGUAUUCACUGCUGUCACUUUUUAAAUUAAAUGACUACUAUCUGCACUUCAAUUCAAAGUGCAGCUGUUUUUUGUCUUUACAGGUUGAUCUUCUAGCUGGAGAACAGCCUCUAUUCCUGUGUAGUAGUGAGAGUCCCUCUUGCAGUUUAUUAUUCUGUGGCAUGAGAUCACCAAGUGGAAAUCACUAUAUAGCGGCAGGCAGUUCAUGCUUAUGAUCCUCUCUUUUGCUCUAUUUAAUUUCCCCCAAUAUAAGUUCAUCUUGGUUCAUUUUGUGUGUCUGUCUUCAGGUUCAUAUAUAGAACAUGCUGUACUUAACUUAAGCAAGAAAGUCUGCAGAUGACUUACUGUAGAUGGUUUUAGUGAAAUAGUGUCAUGUUGUUUGCAAGAGGGCAGGACAGUUAAAUAAAGAAAUUAAAAAAUGCACUAAUCAGCCAAACAACUGCUACAGAGCAAAAUAAAUUUACCAAAAUAAUAAAUGAUAACCUAUUGCACAGGACCAAAACUGGACUCUCAAAUCAGUUAAGUAGCAAACGAAAUAAACCAUUUUACUCAUUUCAGACUGAAAAUAUAAAUCCAUCCUGAACAUGCAGAAAAUGACUUGCUGUAUUUUUGAGGUUAAUUAAUGUACUCACAUGAAAUUGAGAAUCAAAAGAAGAUAAUGUAAUUAGAUGGGAAAUAAUAUGUCGGGCAGAAAACUGGGUUGUGAUUAUUUACAAAACAAGCUUAAAAUCUUUGAUAUAAAAAAGUAAUUUUUACUUAAACCAUCUGCGCUUGUUUGGCGCUGCUGUCAACAAGUAAUCAUACAGUUUGAUCGUGAUUUAGGUGUCUGUUGGUUCAAGGAAAGGAUUGACAGUCACAGGUUUUAAUUAUUCAUAUGUACAGUGGCAAAACAAACUAAGUGAACCUUUGGAAUUACCUGCAUUCAUGUAUAAAUUUGUCUUGGAAUAUAUGAGAUCUUCAAUUAUUAACAAACAUAAUCUAUUUUAACUAAUAUCACACAAAUUAUUGUCUUGUUCUUGUCAGAUAUUCACAGUGUAGGUUGGAAAAACUUUUUGAACCUCUCGGCUAAUGGCAUUAACAAAAGCUUACUGGAGUUAAGAGUUAUCAAACCUGGAUAACGUGCUGAAAUGAACCAUGCCUCACAAAACAGAUCUCAGAAGACUUUCAUUUGCAUAAAUUUGAAAGGGUUACAAAGUAAUCUCAGAGAGUUGAAAUAUUCAUCAGUCCACAGUCAGGCAAGCUGUUUAUAAAUGGAGACGAUUUAGUUUUGUGGCUCCUCUUCCUAGAAGUGGGUGUCCAGCUAAUAUGACUCCAAAGACACAACGCAGAAUGAUCAGUAACAUAACAAAGAUCCUUCAAGUAGCAGCUAAAGGCUUAAAGUAAUCAUGGGGAGCUGGUUAACAUCUUUGUUCAUGAGUCUGCCAUAAACAAAUCAUGGUGUGCGGAGCGCUUCAUCCAUGGUAGGAGACCACAGAGGAAACCGCUGCUCUCCAAAGAAAUGUCACUGCCCCCGGAGUUUGCCAAAGAGCAGCUUGACUCAGGACCGCUUGACAUCAACAACCGUCAUUGAGUGGAAAAUUAAUGAAAAAUGAAUGACCCGAAGAGAGCCACUCACACCAGACAUAAGAAUAAGAAUAUGUCUUAGCUGAAGCAGCUCUGUAGGAAGAAUGGUCCAAAAUUCCUCCUGAACAUUGUGCAGGUCUGAUCUGCAGCUACUGGAAGAGUUUGUUUGAGGUCAUUGCUGCCAAAGCAGGUUCGACCAGUUAUUAAAUCCAAGGGUUCACUUCCUUUCCCCCCAGCACUGUGCUUGUUGAAUGGGAGUGUGCAACAAAGACAUAAAAGAUUAGAAUUGUUUGUGUUUUUAGCUUAGGGACACUGUGUUUGUCUACAUUUGUGGCUUAGAUGAAGAUCAGAACAUAUUUUAUAACCAGUUAAUGCAGAAAACCAGGUAAUUCUAAAGGGUUCACACACUUUUUCUUGCCACUGUGGGUUCUGUGUGAUGCUUCAUUAGUUCACUGCCAGAGCAGUAAACCGUUCUGUUACGACUGUUAAGUGAUAUCAGAUAGUUUAAGGACGCCACUGUUCAUCUGUUUGGCAUUCACAAUUCAACAGAAGUAGUAAUUUGGUGGUUUUGGGGGACAGUUAAUUCAGAACACCACUUAAACCAGGGAGUGCAUCUUUUGUAAGUGUAUAUUCGAAUAAACACUGACACAUGUUCGCAGGAAACUAUUUAUUCUGUGGAAACGUAAAAACCAUAUAAUUACUGACAUUUGUCUGUGACCCUCUUCAUAGUUCUUUUACCUCGGUAAUUGCUGUUACAUCACACUGAACAAUGCCACUUUUUUAAUUGUAUGCAUAUCUACAAGACAGAUCAAGGAAUGCUAGCCCAGUCUUAUUUUGUGGCGAAGCUCCACCACCAUCAUUAAACCACCACCAUCAUCAUCAGUAACUUUCCCUGUGGUCUGAUGUGUACUUUUUACUCUCAACGUUCUCCUCCAUCUUUAACUAUAACCUUCCAACUGAAACAAUGUGGUGAAGCUAACAAUGGUAUUUAUGCUCCUUUUACAUUUACUAACACUCAAGAAGAUCAAGUGCCAUAUAGGACUCUCUUAUUCUCUUGUGGAGAAACCUAUUAUCCUAAUAUAACAUUUAUGCAACGUUACGAAGGCAAGAUGCAAGUCUCAUAAAUUGUUUCCCUGUGCUGCAUGGUAGUGGCUGAUAAUUUGUUUUAAAAAAAAAAAAAAAGAAAGAAAGAAAAAACAACAUAUUCCUGCUUUAGUGUGUAAUGUUGGGAAGCAUAAUAUCCUGUGUGUCAGGUAUUUAUUCAUGAUAUGGUAAGGUAUGAUCAGCUGUUACUGCCUUUCUCUUGGGGAGACAGCAUUUGGCUCCACUCUGGUCUGAUUCAACCGGGGAAAGGGAAUCUGCUUGGCCAGUGUGAGGUUUGAAUGCACUAUUCUCAUCUGUCUGAAUGGUUCAAGCCAUGUAUGAUUCACUGUAUGGAGCAUUCCAGUGAUUUAGCAAGUUUUAUCCCACUAACUACAAAUCAUGAAUACUUUCCUGCUGAUUUUUUAUGUAGAAGUAUAUACCUGCUAAUAUCAGCACUGUCAUUGUGAGCAUGUUACAUGCUAAUGUUAGCAUUUAGCUCAAAGCUCUUGGAGUGUGACUGAAGACUCUUAAUCUUGAUCCUAACUUGAAGGCAGACAUUAGUUUCCAUUCAUUUGUGUACAGUAUGGUAAUCAAAUAGCAGACUGUUGAAAGUUAUUUGAUUAUAAAACAUCACAGUGAACCUGAAAUCUGAAUAAAUUUUGUCAUAACUGAUGUUUGUCAAGUUUAUUAUUGUUGAGAGGUGAUGUAGUUCAGAAUAAUCAAAUCAAUCUGUAUUCAAAGAUGUCCGAGUGCUAUUUGAUUCUUCAUAUUUUUGUGUUUCCAGUAAAGACUGGAAGCUAGGGAGAGACUUGCCGCAGAUAUUGAUUGGUGUUUACAUUACUUAUAGUACUGAGUGUGUGUUACGCCCCCAGUAGCUGCCAUGACGACAUCCUGCUCUCUUGUUGAGGACUUCUCGCCACCACUUUGAGUUUACUGAUGAAUCGGACAGGGAUGAAACGGAGAAAGAAGAGAACCAUGAUGAGGUCAUUUUUCGAGCGAGGCCAUAUAUGUUCAAGUUCAAUGGGACAUAAAAAUUUAAAUAAAAUAAAAAAAUUUAAAUUUUUCUUCCAAAUUAGUAAAUGGCCCAUAGUGCAGGAUUUGCCAUCAAACCUUUAAAACUUUUACAGGAAGAGAAAAUACAGGGAUUUUGAUGUAAACAUUUUGGCGUAUAUUUGGCAAAUAACAAGAGUUAAAUGAACAAUUAACACCUUUAAAUAGGGCCUUUAAACUUCAUUAAAGGCUCCAUGAAAUGAAUACCAGCCAAUCAAUAUCCACAAAAAGUCCCUCUCUAGCAUUGUGUUUUUACCAGAAACAAGUAAAUAUGUGGAAACAAAUAGAACUCGCAUCUGUCGAUUAAUGCAGAUCUGAUGUUCACUGUGGUUCAUCACACAAUUCAAGCAAAUUAGAAGUCUUCUGAUUGGAUUUUAUACUAUAUGGAAAUGAGUGGAGGCUGGUGACUGCCUGAAACAGACAAAAAAAAAAGAGAAAACUUGUAACUAGUAGCAGUAGACUACAAAGUAUAAAUGAACUGUAGUUAUUAAUCUAAAAGCUACAACUAGCUAAGACUCUGGUCUGGUCAUUUUGUGCAGAGUAAUGAUAUGAAAUGAGUGAAAAUACACACCACCUAAAAUGCUCCAACUUGACCCUUUGACACUGGAGAAUGAACAUGAGCUUCGUAGUUGUCCACAUGUUCCAUUCUACUCUUUAAGUGCUAAAAUCAGAUGCUGUCACCUCAGGAAUAAUAUACUCACAAUGUGAUAUGAAGUGUUUUUGAUUCUGUUGGUGCUCUCUGUAUGGGCCGUGUGGGUUGGCCUUUUCAUUUCUGGAAUCUUGAGGAUUGCUUAAUGUGUGUUUUUUGUGUCUGUUACCUUGCUGCCACUCUGGCAGACGAUUGGCGGACCUGUCAGUCAGUCUUUCCCUGCCUUUGGUUUGAAGGCAGGCGCUUGAUAGAGGCGUCCACCAAGUCAUCCCUCACCCGCUUUGGGAGUGUCUUGGUGGGCCUUUCUGUCAGUCUCCCUCGAUUGUGCUUUAAUAUGUUACACUUUAGUGGAACUUGAUUCUCCAGAAUCAGUCAUGUAAAAAAUUUGUACAAAAGUGAUGUUGUUCUCAACAAAACAAAAAAAAGAGCAAUGUUUAUAAUCCUGGGGAGGACAAAUGUGUAUGUGCAAAUAAGGUAUAUUCAGAAUAAAAGUUUAUGAUUAUUA
Molecule: messenger RNA, 9792 nt
Organism: Seriola aureovittata
Lineage: Eukaryota; Metazoa; Chordata; Actinopteri; Carangiformes; Carangidae
Gene: cacna2d1a
Product: calcium channel, voltage-dependent, alpha 2/delta subunit 1a
Exons: 38
Coding region: 459-3686 (1075 amino acids)
Cellular component (GO): L-type voltage-gated calcium channel complex
Molecular function (GO): voltage-gated calcium channel activity
Source: RefSeq, a predicted model, not a curated record